This is a messenger RNA of Fraxinus pennsylvanica, 843 nucleotides long. Lineage: Eukaryota; Viridiplantae; Streptophyta; Magnoliopsida; Lamiales; Oleaceae. The record is from the annotation of a GenBank genome assembly.
AUGGCAGUUACAUCGAUCCAGGACUUGCCAGAAGACUGUCUUGCUCACGUUAUCGCAUUCACGACCCCUCAUAAUGCAUGCGAAUCUUCAAUUGUAUCGACUAUGUUUCGUAAUUCAGUGGAAUCGGACCUUGUGUGGGACAAAUUCUUACCUUAUGAUUAUGCUGAUAUUAUGUCAAAGUUGGUUUCUCCUAUAGAAUUUUCCUCCAAAAAGGAUCUGUUUUUCAAGCUUUCUACUCCUCUUCUCAUUGAUGGGGGCAACAAGACAUUUGCGAUUGAUAAAUAUACCAACAAGAAAUGCUACAUGUUGAGUGCAAGAGAACUGUCAAUUUCUUGGGCAAGCAAUCCUCUUUGCUGGAGCUGGAAACCCCUUCUUCACUCAAGAUUUUAUGAGGGAGUAGAGCUUAUAAUGGUAUGCUGGCUUGAGAUACACGGUAAAAUCAACACUCAGAUGUUAUCGAAAAGUACAACAUAUGGAGCCUACCUUAUUGUUAAACUUGCCGAUCGUGCAUUUGGAUUAGAUACCCUACCAUCGGAGGUUUCAAUAGAAAUUGGUGGUUACAAAUCUAUAGGAACAACUUAUUUAAGAGACCAUGCGAGUAAAAAGCAAGAAUUGGAGUGUGAUUAUAUGCAACACAAGAUUGACGGUUCGAGAUCAGGAGUUUGUGAAGCAGAAGAACGCGUUGUUCAUAUACGGGAAGAUGGGUGGUUAGAAGUCGAAUUGGGUGAGUUCUAUUGUGAUGGUAAAGAGAAAGAGGUGAAAAUGAGCUUCAAAGAGGUCGAAGGUGAGCACCUCAAAGGGGGACUUCUUGUUGAAGGCAUUGAGCUUAGACCUAAGGACUAA